This is a messenger RNA of Melitaea cinxia (Glanville fritillary), 459 nucleotides long. RefSeq lists its product as uncharacterized. The coding region runs from base 1 to 459 and encodes 152 amino acids. The transcript has 4 exons. The record is from RefSeq and is a predicted model, not a curated record. NCBI's taxonomy places the organism in Eukaryota, Metazoa, Arthropoda, Insecta, Lepidoptera, Nymphalidae.
AUGGACAACGCCAUAUUAGAUGAUUUUGGAUUCAAUUUUGACACUAAAGUUGCGCACAUUACAUUCCAUACGGAUAUGGUCAUAACACAUAAUUACAAAUCCGAUGGAACACUUUUUUCAAAAUCUAUCAAGGGAGAAGGAUUCACUGAAGUACCAAUAAAAAAUGUUCAAAUCAAUAUGAAUAUGCCUUUUGAAAUUGAAAAGGAUGGUAACAAAUAUUUCAAUCUUAAGGAUUUCGACAUUUCAUACAAUAUAAGAGACAAGGCUGAAUUCACGUUCUCAAAUCUUUAUUAUGGAAACAAAGAAGAAAGCGACACAAUGCAUUCCCUCAUGAAUGAAAAUUGGAAAUAUCUAACAACUGAAUUCGGAAAGUACUUUUUCGCUGAAUUUGGUGCUAAUCUUUUUGAAAUGUUUGAAAACUAUGACUCGAUUUCACUUAGAAAUUUAUCUUUAUGCUAA